Salvia hispanica is the source of this 1024-nucleotide messenger RNA. NCBI's taxonomy places the organism in Eukaryota, Viridiplantae, Streptophyta, Magnoliopsida, Lamiales, Lamiaceae. The record is from RefSeq and is a predicted model, not a curated record.
UCUGAAACACCAUUGUCGGAUGUCAUAUUCAGUAAAACAGGACAGAUGAAAUCUACAAAAUUGAAUCUUCAACACAUGACUUCAUCAUAUAUUGAAACUCCAUCAUCAUUCAACUCCAGUAACAUGGUUCUGAGAGUGGUUGUACAAAAAUCUACUAAUAAGGUUUUGUAUGCUCAAGCCGAGGAAGAUUUCGUGGAGCUUCUCUUUGGCUUCCUCGUCCUCCCGCUAGGAGCAGCCGUGCGUGUUCUGGACAGAUCUCUUAAUACGUGUUUCGACUAUUUGCACAUGAGUGUGGCUGAUCAUAUAGACAGCAAAUAUUUCAAGAUCGGUGCCAAAAAGAUGCUCAUCAGCCCCAAAAUACCUCACGGAUAUGUUUCAGAAAACUUCGUUCUUCCUAUCAACGAAGAGGCCUUAACCAUCGAAUACAUGAUGGACUUUUACUCUUCGAAGAAGUUCCCAAAUGGCCGGGGGAAAUACCUCAAAGCACCCCGGACAUUCAUGGUGAAGGAUGAUUUAACUGUUGCACCUCUUUGCAUUGCUUCCACGCUCUCCUUUCUCAGCGGGAUGAAAGUCCCUAUAUCGGACGUCAAAGAAGUUCAAUUCCAAAUUGGAUCGAAAGAGGCUUUAGACAUAUUGAGAGCAUCCCUUACAUCUGAUUCAGCCUUAUCCAAUGGUCUGAAUUUGAGUUAUCUCAAAUCUCAAAAAUAGAAGGACCAAGACCAAGUGGAAUCCCACUUUGGCUUAUGAUUUUACUAGUCAUAUUAGUAAGGUUUAAUUUCAUGCUUAUUUUUAGUAGGGUUUGUUUAUAUUCCAAGUAGGAUUAAAGAGAGGUAUCCAAGGGGAUCAAAUAGUAUUGUCGGGCAAGUUAUCGUCGUGAGGCUAUGACUCGUUCCAUUCUUCGUUAUGGUUCAUCCCGUUCUUCUUUAUCUAUUUCAGUUUCUACAUCUUGUUCCGUUCUGUUCUGUUCUAUCGUUUAUGAUGCCAAUGAUGCAUUAUGUUUCGUAAACCGAUAUUUUAUCGAACG